AUGGAGUACGCCGCACUCCAGCAAGCCCUGCAGUGUCUCGACUCUCAGAGCCACCUGCUCGUUGCCGCGCAUCACCGCCUGCUCGAGCAUUCGCGAGUGGUUGCUCGCUGUGUGGACGACGAGGCAAACCUGCUCAACUCGCUCGCCGCCUCCGCUCCAGUCCCGUCUGCGCCUGCACCGACGUCCAGUGGGCAAGCAUCUCGCGCCUCCCAGUCUCAUCCGUCUGCCCAGCACAUGUUCUCGCGAGCACCACGCACGCACCGUCGCGCUGGAGCCAGCAGCACAAACGCCUUCGUGUCGAACAGCGACGACGAGACUGGCGGGACAUCAGCCAGCCAGGAUCGCAGCCUUUCUGGCGCACUCGGCCGAGGGUCAUCCAGAGGCCGAGGCCGAGGCCGGGCGGCGCCAGUUGCAGCCUCCCGUUUGCAAGUUGGCAACGUGGUCUCGACGGCCGAGAUUGAUGUACUGUUUGGCUUUGGAAGCGCCGCUGGUCGGUCGUCUCGAGGGCGAGGCGCCCCUGCUGCUCGCGUCGGUGGCGGUGGUGCGACCGCGGCCGCGGCUUCCGUAUCUCCCGCUGCUGUAGAACCUUCAAAUCAAGACAUUGUCGACAUGUUGCACGACCUGGCCCAGCAGGCCUCGGAGCGCGGCACGAAAAACAUGUACUCCUAUCGCAAGGCGACGACGAGUGUCUGCAGGUACCCGCUGCCCAUUCGCUCCGGAAACGAGGCCAUGUUGUUGGAGCAUAUCGGGGCUACGAUUGCGCGGCAAAUUAGUAGUUUCAUUGCUGCUCGGCCUCGAGCUUCGGCCGUGCCACUCGUUCGCGGUUCAUCCGCCGCCGCCGCCGCCGCUUCCUCAGGCUUUCCAACACCUGCGUCAUUGCAAGGCGCAGCUGUAAGGCCGUCGCUGCCCACCAUGUUCCAGAGUUUAUCUUCAUCAGCUGUCUCGUCUCGCCCCGUCGCAGCUCCACCACCCAUCAAACGGGUACAGCUGCAACUCCCGCCACCAGCGAAUCCACCAGGCCAGGAGUCUGCCGUGUCCAUCUCUCCGUCAUCACGUCGACUCCUCAAGGGGCCCGAGACGUUGCCACCGUCGUACCUGACGAUGCUGUCCAACAUGAACAAGAGUGCAUCGGCUGCGGCAGCUCCUCCGCCUCUCGCAUCUCCUCCAGUUCUCCUGCAAGCUGCUUCCGCCCUAUCAAUCGCAUCUACUUCCACCAACAACAGCAGUACCGCGACGGCCAGUCGGGCAGCAACCGCCGACCCUUCCCCAGGCGAUCUCGAAGACCUGUUCGCGCCAACCCCACGACUCAGCCAGAAGCGAUCCCUUUCUGAAGCAUCAGAAUCUUCGACCAGAUUUUCCUUUGUGAGCGCCGAGUUUGAACUGGCGUCCUCUCGUGAGCAAGCGGGCGUGUUAGUUCAUGAAAGCGCAGUUUGGGUGCUGAUUGGCCACCCUGCCGAAGACACAAACCGCCUGCAUGUCAAGUUUGGUACAAUGUUGCCGCAUUCCGCCCCAGCGCCCGCACAUCUGGCUGCGCGAGGUGUUCGGUUUCACUACGUGCCCGAAGCAUCCUUUGAUAUUUCUGGCGAAGCUCCUCACCUUGCAUCAAAGGAGCCUCUGCAACCCUCACUUGCUGUCACCAAGGAAGCCCCACUUCUUCGUUCGCAAAGCUCGUCAUCAGCGAGCGUUCGGUUUGGCCGGCACGAUCUAUUCCGCUCUGUGAGCGACACCAGCAACGCCUCGAACGCCAUGUUUGUGCCGUCCGCAGAGCAAACACUGCGUGUGCCCAUUGUGGACGCUGCUCAAAUCCAGCUGGUCGUGGAUGCCCGCGAAAUGUUCAGUUCCAACGGAGAAAUCAGCCCCGUCUACGAGCUUCUUGCGCAGCUUGACGGCCCGCCCAUCACCCGACCCCUUCCAGUGGGUGAUUUUGUCUGGAUUGCAACUGUGAACGGCAAGGAAUACUUGUUGGACUAUAUCUGUGAGCGAAAACGGAUGGAUGACUUGGAGCACAGCAUUCUGGAUCGCCGAUUUCGCGAACAGAAGUUUCGACUGCUGUCAUGCGGGGUAUCGAACGUCGUCUACAUUGUUGAAGAGUUGAUGAACUUUGAAGCGCAGGCGUUGUCUGCGUCGGCGCUUCGCCAAGCAAUGGCCAACACGCAGGUACAUUGCGGGUUUAAGCUCCAAUUGUCCAAGACGCCACUGGCCACGAACAAGGAUUUGUGCGUGCUUCGCCCGGGCGCGUUGCAAGCUUUGGCUGCCCUGACGCCCGAGUCGCAACGCAAUUCUUCCGCUCGCACUCUGCCACUGCUGCCGCCAGAGUACCAUCUGAGCUACGAAGACUUUACCGCGCAGUCGGAGAAGAAUGGUCAGCGCACGCUCAAAGAUCUGACGGCGGCUCAACUCCUCCAAAUCAAAGGACUGACCUCCGAGAAGCUGAAAGAAAUCAUCAAUGUCUAUGGCUGUCUUCGUCAACUCCGUCGGCACCCUGCAACGCCUGGCUGACAUCAAAUUCGGUCGUGUCGUACAAUGCAAGCCACUUGGAAUGCCGCUUGCCAAAGCCAUCGCUACUGCAAUUGCCCCUCAAUUGUUCCCUUCAUGAAUCGCCACCCCAAUAUAAAAUAAAUCAAACCCCUCCUGAC
Capsaspora owczarzaki ATCC 30864 is the source of this 2636-nucleotide messenger RNA. RefSeq lists its product as hypothetical. Gene Ontology annotation, molecular function: crossover junction DNA endonuclease activity; DNA binding; 3'-flap endonuclease activity. Lineage: Eukaryota; Filasterea; Ministeriida; Capsasporidae. Gene Ontology annotation, biological process: mitotic intra-S DNA damage checkpoint signaling; resolution of meiotic recombination intermediates; double-strand break repair via break-induced replication. The coding region runs from base 1 to 2499 and encodes 832 amino acids. The record is from RefSeq and is a predicted model, not a curated record. Gene Ontology annotation, cellular component: Holliday junction resolvase complex; nucleus. The transcript has 9 exons.